AUGAGCAGAGAGGAGGCUGCAGGAUGGAGAGGGGAACCCGCCUGGUCCUAGGAGGGAGGUGGCUGGCCCUGGUGCCAUUUCUUCUUAUUACAGCUGCAGCCGGAGCAGCUCACAAAUCUGAUGCAGGUGGAGAUGCCGCGAUCACUCUCAUCAAUCACUCCUCCAUGGUCAUCCAGCGCCUGCAGGAGCUGCUGCAGAACGGCAAUGCCAGCGACAGCAUGCUACGCAUACGCACCAGCAGUUCGGAUGAGGUGAAGGUCAUCCACACCCAUAAGCUGCUGCUUAUCCUGCAGAGUGAUGUCUUUGAAGAAACAUUAGGGAACCAAAGUGUGGUGACCCUACAGGAGCGCCCAGAGUGCGCUGUUCUUUUUGAGAAAUUUAUAAGGUAUUUUUACAGUGGUGAGAUCACAAUCCAGUUAAAUCAAGCCAUACCGCUGCAUCGAUUGGCCAACAAGUACCACGUCUCGGCGCUACAGAAAGGCGUCACUGAUUAUAUGAAGACCCAUCUCGCCAGUGAGUCAACUCAAGGUCAUGUAGUGAGCUGGUACCACUACGCGGUAGGGAUUGGUGAUGAAACAUUGCAGGAAAGCUGCCUAAAGUUUUUGGCCUGGAACCUUUCCACCGUGAUCAGUAGCAAUGAAUGGGUGACCGUGAGCGACGACCUUAUGGUUUCUCUUCUUCAAAGAUCUGACUUGGUGUUGCAGAGCGAGGUAGAACUGUUUGCUGCAGUGGAAGGGUGGGUAAAUAGGAACAACCCAAACGUAUCCAUUAUUGAGAAGGUCCUGAGGUCUAUCCGGUACCCCAUGAUUACGCCAAGUCAACUUUUUCAAAUCCAGAAGCAGUCGAUGCUAUUGACAUCCUACCAAAGUUUCAUCCAAGAUCUGUUGUUCCAAGCCUUCCAGUUUCACUCUGCUUCCCCUCUUCAGCUUGCCAAGUAUUUUGAUGUGAACUGCAGUAUGUUCAUUCCUCGGAAUUAUCUAUCAUCGUCUUGGGGGUCCCAAUGGAUCAUCAACAACCCUGCCAGGGACGAUCGAAGCCUCAGCUUUCAGACUCAGCUAGGCCCAAGCAACUUUGACUCCAGUAAGAAGAUUACCUGGAAUGCACUCUUCUCUCCACGUUGGCUUCCCGUCAGUCUCCGUCCUGUCUACUCAGAGUCUGUGUCUAGUGCUUCUCAAUCAAACCGUCUGGAAGAGGGAAGGCCACGGCUGGUGGUCACUUCAGCCAUGAGUGGCCUAGAUUUUGCAGGCGUAACUUUCCAGAAAACUGUACUGGUUGGAGUGAGGAGACAGCAAGGCAAGGUGUUUGUGAAGCAUGUGUACAGUGUCCACCAGAGCACCGAUGAGGUAUCUGACUUCCUGGCCCAUGCCGAUCUGCAAAAACGGACAUCAGAGUAUCUGAUUGACAACUCCCUUCACCUCCAUAUUAUCAUCAAGCCAAUCUACCAUUCUCUCAUCAAGGCCAAGUGAUAGCCACGUUCUGUUGUAGUCAUCUCACCUUGGACUGUAAUGCUCAAUGCGGAACCUGGACAUUACCAUGAACACUCCAUUCUACAAAGACUGGAUGACCCUCCACUAUGGUUAGGACCUGCUGCCUAUCAAAACCCAAAACUCAACAAGUUCUGGGCCAGACCAAAAAACUUGUGAGGGUGUGUGGACCUUAAAGGGGUACUCUGCCCCUAGACAUCUUAUCCACUAUCCAAAGGAUAGGGGAUAAGAUGUCUGAUUGCGGGGGUCCCGCUGCUGGGGACCCCCACGAUCUCCAUGCUGCACUUGGCAUUCAUUUAGAACUUGGCAUUCAUUUAGAGCGUUGGGUUCAGUGUCGGAGGCUUGUGACGUCACGGCUGCGCUCCCUCAAUGCAAAUCUAUGGGAGGGGGCAUGCAUUUAGGGGGCAUGGCUGUGGCGUCAAAAGCGGGUGUGACCGUGACAUCAUGAGCCUCCGCCCCCGCAUCGCCAGUAAUCCGGCACGGAUCAAAGUUCGCUCCGUGCACCCCUGCGAUCAGGAAUCUUAUCCCCUAUCCGAAGGAUGGGAGAUAAGAUGUCUAGGGGCUGAAUACCCCUUUAAGACCAUACCAUUAAAGAUUGUUCUAGGUGGGAAGCUAUGGGCUGAGACCUCCAUUGAUUCUUAGGACAUCAAUGUUUCUACACGUUAUGAUCAUGGGGUUUAUAGCUCUAUUGCUUUCAAUAGGAUUCUCUCGAAGAGAGGUGGAGAACAUGGCUCACCAAUCUGGUCACAGAUAAUGUCUAAAGGCUCACAUACCCUUUAAGGAAAAUUUUGUAGACCAAUGGCCUCCUACCUAUUUCUCUUAAGCUGUUGCAAAACUAUAUCUCCCAACAUGACCUGUCAGCUUGUUAGUUGUAGUUUUGCAACAACGAAAAAGCCACAGGUUGGAAACCACUGGUGUAGACCAAAUUAUUUUUAGCAUUGUAUUGCUUUAAAGGGGUACCCAAUUGCUAGACAUCUUAUCCUCUACUCAAAAGAUAGAGGAGAAGAUGUCUGAUUGUGGGGUCCGGGCUGCUGGAUCUCCGUGCAGAUACUAUGUUCAGAACGCUGUGUUCGGGAGUACGCAGCGUCACACCCCCCCCCCCGCGUGAGGUCAUGCCACACCCCUCUAUUCAUGUCUAUGGGAGGGGGCGUGGCAGCUGUCACGCCCCCUCCCAUAGACAUGAAUGGAGGGGCACGGUGCGACGUCACGACCACAGACUCCUGAAUCCAGGGUCCUGAACAUAGUGUUUGGAAAUCUGGGGGUUUGCAUGGAGAUUGUGGGGGUCCUAGUGGCCAGAUAGGGGAUAAGAUGUCUAGCAACGGAGUACCCCUUUAAAUUACUUACCAGAGCUCUCUUUGCACAGACACUGAGCUAGUGUGAGAUCACACUGUUUCAAACUAUCACAAAAAGCUUGCUAAGCAAAGUAUUUAAAGGGGUUCUCCCUGGUAUCUUUGAAGUGGAUAUGCAAUACCACACACAACCUGUGGACAGGUGUGGCGCUGUUUUUUUUGUUAAGAUGUAGUCUUGGGCAAUGACUUUGAUAACCUAAACUUAAAGGGGUACUCUGCCCCUAGACCUCUUAUCCCCUAUCCAAAGGAAAGGGGACAAGAUGUCUGAUCGCGGGGGUCAUGCCACUGGGGAUCCCCGCGAUCUCUGCUGUGGCACCCCAGACAUACGGUGCACGGAACGAACUUCGCUCCGUGCUGGAUGACUGGCGAUGUGGGGCGGAGGCUUGUGACAUUAUGGUCAUGUCCCGCUAGUGACGUCAUGGCCAUGCCCCCUCCCAUUGACCUGCAUUGAGGGGGCAUGCCCGCAAGGCACAAAUGGGGCACAGCCGUGAGGUCACCAGCCUCUGGCCCUGCACCUGAUGCUCUAAACGAAUGCUGGGUGCAGCAGGGAGAUCGCUGGGGGCCCCAGCAGCAGGACCCCCGCGAUCAGACAUCUUAUCCCCCAUCCUUUGUAUAGGGGAUAAGAUGUCUAGAGGCGGAGUACCCCUUUAAGUUAGGUUAUCAAAGAUGUUGCCCAAGACUACGUCUUAACAUAAAACAGUGCCACACCUGGUCCACAGGUUGUGUGUGGUAUUGCAUAUCCGCUUCAUUCACAUUAGUGAACCGCAAUACCUGACACAACCCUUAGACAGGUGUUUGACUGGAAGAUAGCCGCCAUGUUUUUUUCUAAUCCUUGACCACCUGUUUAAGUAAAUAGUCUUGAAAAGGAAAAAAAAUAAAACAAUGUUCAUUUCAGUGAUUCAGUAACUGAGAUUAUUUUAUUCCAAUUUAAUUUAUAAAAAAGACAAUGAACAAAAAGAAUCAGUACAAAGUUCUCAUCCAGACACUGAAGAAAAACCUAUUGGAACCCUUAUUCCCCCUCCAACCAGAGAGGACAAUCGAAGCGCGAGCACUGUAAGGAUGCUCUAUCUUGGACAAUAUAGAUCCUGGUUGUGGUUUUUCAGUGGUUUAUCAUUAAACACAUUUUACAACGGUU
Molecule: messenger RNA, 3968 nt
Organism: Hyla sarda
Lineage: Eukaryota; Metazoa; Chordata; Amphibia; Anura; Hylidae
Gene: BTBD17
Product: BTB domain containing 17
Exons: 3
Coding region: 24-1466 (480 amino acids)
Molecular function (GO): protein binding
Source: RefSeq, a predicted model, not a curated record